This is a messenger RNA of Medicago truncatula (barrel medic), 5963 nucleotides long. RefSeq names its product putative disease resistance RPP13-like protein 1. The transcript is spliced from 4 exons. Gene Ontology annotation, molecular function: protein binding; ADP binding. NCBI's taxonomy places the organism in Eukaryota, Viridiplantae, Streptophyta, Magnoliopsida, Fabales, Fabaceae. The record is from RefSeq and is a predicted model, not a curated record. Bases 116 to 3562 code for a protein of 1148 amino acids.
UCAAAGUUUGAUAUAAGAUUUUAAUUAUAUAUCCACCUGUUAUUUAUAGAAUGUUUUCUUGUGAUUACUUAUGCUCAUGCGGUAGCAGCUGAAUUAUUGAUCAUAUCUUUAAUUAAUGGCUUUCCCUUGUGCUUUUUGUGCUUUUUUAGUUAAGAUUAAAAUAAUGAAUAUCAUGGAAGAUGUUUUUCAUGGUGGGGCAUUUCUUUCCCCUGUGAUUCGAUUGAUUUGUAAGAGUUUAGCUUCAACAGAUUUCAGAGACUACUUCGACAAAGGGCUUGUGAAUAAACUUGAAACCACACUGAAUUUUAUCAAUCUAGUACUAGAUGACGCAGAGACAAAGCAGUACGAGGAUCUAGGCGUGAAGUGUUGGCUUGAUGAUGUGAGUAAUGAGGUAUACGAAUUGGAACAACUAUUGGAUGUCAUUGCUACUGACGCCGCACAACAAAAGGGAAAGAUACAACGCUUUCUUUCAGGUUCUAUCAAUCGAUUUGAAUCUAGGAUUAAAGUAUUGCUUAAGAGGCUAGAGUUUCUUGCAAUGGAAAAAUCUAGAUUGGAACUUCAAGAGUUUACUAAUUAUUUAUAUGAAGAAAGAGCCAGCGGUUUCGCUACUUCAUUCAUGGCUGAAUCUAUCAUAUAUGGUAGAGAACGUGAAAAAGAGGAAAUAAUCAAAUUUUUACUUUCAGACAGUUACAACCGAAACCAGGUAUCCAUAAUCAGUAUAGUGGGUCUGACGGGGAUGGGUAAGACAGCCCUUGCCCAGCUUGUUUACAAUGACCAUAGGAUACAGGAGCAGUUUGAAUUUAAAGCUUGGGUCCAUGUUUCUGAUGAAUCUUUUGAUUGUCUUCGUCUCAACAAAGAAAUACUCAAUCAUCAACUGCAAAAAUGGCUAGCAGGGAAUAAAUAUUUACUUGUUCUAGAUGAUGCCUGGAUUAAAAAUAGGAAUAUGUUGGAGCGUUUACUACUUCUUUUUAACCAGGGAUACAUUCGAGGCAAAAUGAUUGUGACGACAAAUGAUAAAGAAGUAGCAUCAGUCAUGAGAUCCACCCGGAUAAUUCAUCUAAGGCAAUUGGAGGAGAGUGACUCUUGGAAUUUAUUUGUAAGACAUGCUUUUGAAGGCAGGAAUAUGUUUGAAUAUCCAAAUCUUGAAUCGAUCGGCAAGAAAAUAGUAGAAAAAUGUGGGGGGUUGCCUUCAGCUCUGAAAACAUUGGGGAUUCUCUUGCAAAGAAAGUUCUCUGAAAAUGAAUGGGUUAAGAUAUUGGAGACUGAUUUGUGGCGUUUACCCAAGGGUGACAACAGCAACAUUUAUUCCGCUUUGAGAAUGAGUUACCUUAGCCUCCCUUCCAAUCUGAAGCAUUGUUUUGCUUAUUGUUCUAUAUUUCCCAAGGGUUAUGAGUUUGAAAAGGGUGAAUUAAUCAAGCUUUGGAUGGCAAAAGGUUUGCUAAAGGGAAUAACCAAAAAAGAAGAAGAGUUGGGUAAUAAAUUCUUCAAUGAUCUAGUGUCAAUGUCUUUUUUCCAACCAUCAGCGAUUAUGCCAUUCUGGGCUGGUAAGUACUAUUUCAUCAUGCAUGAUCUUAUCAAUGAUUUAGCGACAUCAAUGUCAGGAGAAUUCUGCUUACGAAUAGAGGGUGUGAAAGUGCAAGAUAUCCCUCAAAGGACACGUCACAUUUGGUGCCGCCUUGAUUUGGAAGAUGGUGAUAGAAAACUAAAGCAGAUUCAUAACAUUAAAGGACUACAGAGUCUGAUGGUAGAAGAACAAGGAUAUGGUGAGAAACGCUUUAAGAUAUCCACCAAUGUGCAGCAGAGUUUGUUUUCAAGACUAAAAUAUUUGCGGAUAUUGUCUUUCUCUGGUUGCAAUCUCUUAGAGCUAGCUGAUGAGAUAAGAAACUUAAAGCUUCUGCGCUAUCUAGACCUUUCUUACACCGAGAUUACAAGUUUACCUGAUUCCAUUUGUAUGUUGUAUAAUUUGCAUACACUCUUACUGGAAGAAUGUUUUAAACUGACUGAGCUCCCAUCAAAUUUUCACAAUCUCAUCAAUUUAUGUCAUCUUAAUUUGAAAGGCACGCAUAUUAAGAAGAUGCCAAAGAAGAUAAGAGAAUUAAUCAAUCUUGAGAUGCUGACUGAUUUUGUUGUGGAAGAGCAACAUGGAUAUGAUAUUAAGCAGUUGGCAGAACUCAACCACCUUAAAGGAAGGCUUCGAAUUUCAGGGUUGAAAAACGUGGCGGAUCCAGCAGUUGCUAUGGCAGCAAAUUUGAAAGAGAAGAAACAUUUAGAAGAAUUAAGUUUGUCGUAUGAUGAAUGGAGAGAAAUGGAUGGCUCAGAAACUGAAGCACGUGUAUCGGUCUUGGAGGCUCUUCAACCUAAUAGAAACCUCAUGAGGCUCACCAUCAAUGACUACAGAGGUAGUAGCUUUCCAAAUUGGCUUGGGGAUCUUAAUCUACCAAAUUUAGUAUCUCUUGAAUUAGUGGGAUGUAAACAUUGUUCCCAGUUGCCACCACUUGGGAAGUUCCCUUCUCUCAAGAAGCUUUCCAUUUCAGGCUGUCAUGGAAUAAAGAUCAUUGGUUCAGAGUUUUGCGGCUAUAAUUCAUCAAAUGUUGCAUUUAGAUCCCUUGAAACUUUGCGGGUUGAGUAUAUGUCUGAAUGGAAGGAAUGGUUAUGCCUUGAAGGUUUCCCUCUGCUUCAAGAGCUUUGUCUAAAACAAUGUCCCAAGUUGAAAAGUGCCCUGCCUCAUCAUCUUCCUUGUUUGCAAAAGUUGGAGAUUAUUGAUUGCGAAGAGUUGGAGGCUUUAAUUCCAAAGGCUGCUAAUAUCAGUGAUAUAGAACUAAAGAGAUGUGAUGGCAUUUUGAUAAAUGAAUUGCCAUCAAGCUUGAAAACGGCCAUCCUUUGUGGCACUCACGUCAUUGAAUCCACCCUAGAGAAAGUUCUAAUUAAUAGUGCCUUUCUUGAAGAGUUGGAAGUUGAAGACUUCUUUGGUCGAAAUAUGGAAUGGUCCUCUUUGCAUGUGUGUAGCUGUUAUUCCCUUUGCACUCUAACUAUAACAGGUUGGCACUCUUCUUCCUUGCCUUUUGCACUACACUUGUUCACCAAUCUUAAUUCUCUCGUGUUGUACGAUUGUCCAUGGCUGGAAUCGUUUUUUGGGAGGCAGUUGCCUUGCAACCUAGGCAGCCUCCGGAUAGAAAGAUGCCCUAAUUUGAUGGCUUCAAUAGAGGAGUGGGGUUUGUUCCAACUCAAAUCUCUGAAACAAUUCACUCUUAGUGACGAUUUUGAAAUCUUCGAAUCCUUUCCAGAGGAGAGUAUGCUGCCAUCAACUAUUAACUCUCUUGAGUUGACAAAUUGUUCAAACCUAACAAAAAUAAACUACAAGGGUCUUCUCCACCUCACUUCACUUGAAUCUCUAUAUAUUGAAGAUUGUCCUUGUCUUGAUAGCUUGCCAGAGGAGGGUCUACCCAGCUCCCUUUCUACUUUGUCGAUUCAUGAUUGUCCAUUAAUUAAGCAGCUGUACCAAAAGGAGCAAGGCGAGCAUUGGCAUACAAUUUCUCACAUCCCUUAUGUGAUAAUUUCCUGAUUGGCAGCUGAGAUCAGAUUUUAUUGUAGACAGAUCAAUGGCAUGACCACCGCUCUCAUGCACAACCAGAAGGAUGUCGCUGUUUGUUCCACUUCCACAAAGCUCAUGCAUGGUCCAAUUGUAGGCCCCGCAUUUGGAUAUGUUGACGCGGAGGUUUAUUGCACAUGUUCCCAGAAAACAUGAGACUUGAAAAAAGAGGCUUGAGAAUAACUUGCGUCUACCAAUUAUAAGAUUGAUAAAUGCUGGUCCUGCUGGUGAGAUUCUCCCAGCCGUCUCAUCAUCAGUGGUGAGUAGAGAAUGCAGCUGAAGAACAAAAGUAAUUACAACACCAUAUUCUGUCUUCACAGACAAGUUUUUGAAUUUGACAUCUUUGAGUUUGCUAACUUUGGAUUAAUCUGUAAAAUGCAAUUUCCCUGCUUCAGUUGUCAAUUUUUUUUUUUGAAACAACCAAAUUUAUUAAGCCAAAGAAUGUGUAAAGAAACCACAAACUUGGACAGAAAAGCGAUAAAUACAAGGUGCCGUAAAUAUGUGGAACACCCAACGGUGACCACCCAAACCAUAUAUAAAAGGAACGUCCAAAACGCCCUUCCCAAAACCACCUAACACCCAACAGCACAAAACCUCCUAAUUGAGGGGAAAGAGCUCAUAUCAGUAAAAAAAACUCCCAGAAAACCCCUCCCCAAACCUUAACAGCAAAAGCAGGUGGUCCAAAAGCAGCACAGAAGCUGAUCCGUAACACAGCUAGCCGCUGCAUGGACCAGCAGAUAGCAGCCCAGCACUGAACAGCUAAAGGAGCCUGCCAAACCAAAAACAGAAGGUGCAAACAGCAUCACAAACAGCAUACAUGAACCUCCUUCAGCACAAACAGCAGCUAACCUCCAUUUACCUCAAAAGGCAUUCUUUAGGAUUCCACCUCCAUUCAUAGUAUAAACAUGCCAUAUAUUUUAUCCAAGACAACAUCCACCUCCAAGAGACCACUUUUAUUUCAUCCACUAUUUCUCCAGCCUCCCAAUUUAAAUCUUUGAAGAUUUUAUUAUUUCUAACAUUCCAUAACACCCAAAUUGUGGUGAGCCAACAAGCUACAGUCCCCUCCGGAUUUUCUUGUUUCUAUGAAUACCACUCCAACACUCCCAAUGAAUGAAGAUAUUCGGAGGCAUAAUAAAAGAGGAGCCGAACCAACGGAUAACCUCCAACCACACCCCACUCGCCACCUUACAAUGAAGGAAAAUAUGAAUUGCUGAUUCCUCCCUUUCGUCACAUAAAACACAAGACCGUGAAACCUCCGGAUAAAAUAUUCCUCAAACUAAGAUUGUCUUUGGUCGGAAUACGAUUAAGCAAAAUCUUCCAAGAGAAAGCUAUCAUCUUUGAAGGCGCUGGACUCUUCCACAAUGACUUGAACACUCCUUUUUCCUCCUCACCCCACAAGACUUCCGACGACAUCAAACCGUCCAAUUUCUUGUAGGCCGAUUUCAUCGAGAAAAUCCCACACUCUUCCAAGUUCCAACUCCACAGAUCCUCCUCUUGAGACAAACUCACACCCUCCAAGUCUUCCAAUAAACUUGCGAAAAGAUGACCCUCCCACACAAAAAACUCUCUCCUCCAAAUAAAAUUCCACUUCAAAUUAGGACCUAUAUGAGAAACUAAAUCACCAAUUGACACUUCUUUUUGGUUUGAGAUUGAGAAAAUUCCACUCCAAAUUAGGACCUAUAUAGACUUCAAAUAAAAGCAAUACAAAUCAAGGAGAGUUCGCUAAAAUCAAUAUUUGAUUACAAAUGCUCAAGCACAUUUUUUGGAGAAGCCUGGAGCAACGGCUAAUUCAGAGGAAUUUUAAAGGCAUUGGAUGCUUAUUCUUUGAAGAACGUUGGAAAAGGACAAUAGUACAAUUGUACUACCACUACCUCCAUUACUCUAUUUUUGUGUCUGCAAUAGUACAAGAACAAUAGCUGUGACUACGCUGGUAUUCCUCUAUUCUUGGAAUGAAUUUGAAAUUGUUCCUUCAUAGGACAAUAACCAAAUCAAGCAACAGAUCAUUGGUGAUUUGAUCAAGCUUCAAACAACUCUUUUUGAUGUGCUGACAAUCAACAACGUCUCUUUCACACCUCUAUAUAAAGGAGUGAAGACUUGAAGAUUUAAAAGAGACUCACAACAAUUUUACAAGUGUCAACACUCUGCUGAAAUUGUUUCACAUCAAAGUUCACUUAGAAUUUCUUAUCAACUUUUAUAUCUUAGAAAUUCUAGAGUCUUAAGAGUAUGUAUCUGAUUUGUAUUGUGAACAUCACUGAUUAUAUAUCAAGUGUUCAACCUCAAACAUCUUUCUUUGUAAUUCUAUUUGAAUAUAAGUCUCUUGUAGUUGUGCUUGAGCAUACGAAGUCUCUUGAUUUUGUUCUUGAGCAUAGGAAAU